Anopheles stephensi (Asian malaria mosquito) is the source of this 729-nucleotide messenger RNA. RefSeq names its product protein bcn92 (gene bcn92). Bases 110 to 373 code for a protein of 87 amino acids. Gene Ontology annotation, biological process: iron-sulfur cluster assembly. NCBI's taxonomy places the organism in Eukaryota, Metazoa, Arthropoda, Insecta, Diptera, Culicidae. Gene Ontology annotation, cellular component: mitochondrion; L-cysteine desulfurase complex. The record is from RefSeq and is a predicted model, not a curated record. The transcript is spliced from 3 exons.
UUUGAUUUACAUUGCGUCAAAGAAACCGCAUACUGUAUCAACACAAACAUUCGUGCAAGAGGUUGAGGUUCUCGAAUUCAUUCCAUUUCUGAUAAUAAAUUCGCCGUGUAUGGCCGGACCGGGACACAAGAUGAAGGUGCUAUCGCUCUACAAACAGCUGCUCCGUGCGUCACAGAAGUUUGACUCGUACAACUAUCGGAUGUACGCCCUACGACGGAUCCGUGAUGCAUUUAGAGACAACAAAGCACUGACCGACGGUGCGACCAUUGCCAGCGAGCUAUCGUACGCACAGAAAAAUCUCGAUAUCAUCAAACGACAGACCAUAGUUGGACAGUUGUACGGAGCACGGGAUAAGCUAGUGAUAGAGAAGUAAGCCCCAGUCGACAUUUAACAAACUCGUACCGGAACGCUGUAGUGCUAGCAGUAACCCCGUCGAAAAUGCUGCCUAAUGCUUUAACAACAUGAAAAAAAUGGGAAAGAAAAACCAGGGGCAGAGUCUUUACGUUGCAUGCAGAUACGCUUUGGAAAUGUGUUCGACGCUUGACUUUACGCAAAAUGAGAUGGGCCAGCGCAAAAAGCCAUAAUCAUAACAACGGGAGCGAUGGAACAAAUGUGUAGCAAAAGACAGCGAAAGAAGCCGUUACUGUACUACAAAUACAUGUUGUGUAACUAAUUACAAUCGUUAAAGAUAGUUUCGUGAGAAUAUAAUGGAUUAAAAUAGACAGUAAA